UGUCAGGGGUGUGCUCAGCCAUGCUGGGCAGAGGGACAUCUGGCCAGCAUGCUUUUCUGGGCAGCUCACCUGCUGCUCAGCCUGCAGCUGGCCGUUGCUUACUGCUGGGCUUUCAGCUGCCAAAGGACAGAGUCCUCUCCAGGCUUCAGCCUCCCUGGGGACUUCCUCCUGGCAGGCCUGUUCUCCCUCCAUGCUGACUGUCUGCAGGUGAGACACAGACCUCUGGUGACAAGUUGUGACAGGUCUGACAGCUUCAACGGCCAUGGCUACCACCUCUUCCAAGCCAUGCGGUUCACUGUUGAGGAGAUAAACUCCACAGCUCUGCUUCCCAACAUCACCCUGGGGUAUGAACUGUAUGACGUGUGCUCAGAGUCUUCCAAUGUGUAUGCCACCCUGAGGGUGCUCGCCCAGCAAGGGACAGGCCAUAUAGAGAUGCAGAGAGAUCUUCGCAACCACUCCUCCAAGGUGGUGGCACUCAUUGGGCCUGACAACACUGACCAUGCUGUCACCACUGCUGCCCUGCUGAGCCCUUUUCUGAUGCCCCUGGUCAGCUACGAGGCGAGCAGCGUGGUCCUCAGUGCGAAGCGCAAGUUCCCAUCCUUCCUGCGCACCAUCCCCAACGAUAAGUACCAGGUGGAAGUCAUAGUGCGGCUGCUGCAGAGCUUCGGCUGGGUCUGGAUCUCGCUCGUCGGCAGCUAUGGUGACUAUGGGCAGCUGGGAGUACAGGCGCUGGAGGAGCUGGCCACCACACGGGGCAUCUGCGUCGCCUUCAAGGACGUGGUGCCUCUCUCUGCCCAGGCGGGUGACCCAAGGAUGCAGCGCAUGAUGCUGCACCUGGCUCGAGCCAGGACCACCGUGGUCGUGGUCUUCUCUAACCGACACCUGGCUGGAGUGUUCUUCAGGUCUGUGGUGCUGGCCAACCUGACUGGCAAAGUGUGGAUCGCCUCGGAAGACUGGGCCAUCUCCACGUACAUCACCAAUGUGCCCGGGAUCCAGGGCAUUGGGACGGUGCUGGGGGUGGCCAUCCAGCAGAGACAAGUCCCUGGCCUGAAGGAGUUUGAAGAGUCCUAUGUCGGGGCAGUGACGGGUGCUCCCAGAGCUUGCCCAGAGGGGUCCUGGUGCAGCACUAACCAGCUGUGCCGGGAGUGUCACGCUUUCACGACAUGGAACAUGCCCGAGCUUGGAGCCUUCUCCAUGAGCGCUGCCUACAAUGUGUACGAGGCUGUGUAUGCUGUGGCCCACGGCCUCCACCAGCUCCUGGGAUGUACCUCUGGGACCUGUGCCAGAGGCCCAGUCUACCCCUGGCAGCUUCUUCAGCAGAUCUACAAGGUGAAUUUUCUUCUACAUAAGAAGACUGUAGCAUUCGAUGACAACGGGGACCCUCUAGGUUACUAUGACAUCAUCGCCUGGGACUGGAAUGGACCUGAAUGGACCUUUGAGGUCAUUGGUUCUGCCUCACUGUCUCCAGUUCAUCUAGACAUAAAUAAGACAAAAAUCCAGUGGCACGGGAAGAACAAUCAGGUGCCUGUGUCAGUGUGUACCAGGGACUGUCUCGAAGGGCACCACAGGUUGGUCAUGGGUUCCCACCACUGCUGCUUCGAGUGCAUGCCCUGUGAAGCUGGGACCUUUCUCAACACGAGUGAGCUUCACACCUGCCAGCCUUGUGGAACAGAAGAAUGGGCCCCUGAGGGGAGCUCAGCUUGCUUCUCACGCACAGUGGAGUUCUUGGCGUGGCAUGAACCCAUCUCUUUGGUGCUAUUAGCAGCUAACACGCUAUUGCUGCUGCUGGUGGUUGGGACUGCUGGCCUGUUUGCCUGGCGUCUUCACACGCCUGUUGUGAGGUCAGCUGGGGGUAGGCUGUGCUUCCUCAUGCUGGGUUCCCUGGUAGCUGGGAGUUGCAGCCUCUACAGCUUCUUCGGGGAGCCCACGGUGCCUGCGUGCUUGCUGCGUCAGCCCCUCUUUUCUCUCGGGUUUGCCAUUUUCCUCUCCUGUCUGACAAUCCGCUCCUUUCAACUGGUCAUCAUCUUCAAGUUUUCUACCAAGGUACCCACAUUCUACCACACUUGGGCCCAAAACCAUGGUGCCGGAAUAUUCGUCAUUGUCAGCUCCACGGUCCAUUUGUUCCUCUGUCUCACGUGGCUUGCAAUGUGGACCCCAAGGCCCACCAGGGAGUACCAGCGCUUCCCCCAUCUGGUGAUUCUUGAGUGCACAGAGGUCAACUCUGUGGGUUUCCUGGUGGCUUUCGCACACAAUAUCCUCCUCUCCAUCAGCACUUUUGUCUGCAGCUACCUAGGUAAGGAACUGCCGGAGAACUAUAACGAAGCCAAAUGUGUCACCUUCAGCCUGCUCCUCCACUUCGUAUCCUGGAUCGCCUUCUUCACCACGUCCAGCAUUUACCAGGGCAUCUACCUACCUGCGGUCAAUGUGCUGGCAGGGCUGGCCACUCUGAGUGGCGGCUUCAGCGGCUAUUUCCUCCCUAAGUGCUACGUGAUUCUCUGCCGUCCAGAACUCAACAAUACAGAACACUUUCAGGCCUCCAUCCAGGACUACACGAGGCGCUGCGGCACUACCUGAUCCGCUGGGACUGUUGAGAAUGGGCAGAUGGGAUGGGCUGAAGGUGGCGG
Mus caroli (Ryukyu mouse) is the source of this 2624-nucleotide messenger RNA. It is a transcript of the gene Tas1r1, whose product is annotated as taste 1 receptor member 1. The record is from RefSeq and is a predicted model, not a curated record. Gene Ontology annotation, molecular function: G protein-coupled receptor activity. Gene Ontology annotation, biological process: sensory perception of umami taste; G protein-coupled receptor signaling pathway. Lineage: Eukaryota; Metazoa; Chordata; Mammalia; Rodentia; Muridae. Gene Ontology annotation, cellular component: plasma membrane.